AUGCAUACGGAUCUGCGUCCCGCUGUCCACACGCUGCUACCCGGAGGCCCGCUGGGCCAAACCUCGACUCCUCCCACAGCCCCCAUGCGGAGGGGGCUCGGGGCCGUUCCUAAGUUCUCCUGUUUGAGGACUCGGGGACAGUGGCAGGCAGGGAAGCUGGCGGCUCCCCUCGCCCCCGGGGCGGCCUCGGGCUCCCCAGCUUGGUACCACCAAGGGGGUUCACAGGCGCUGCGGGUUGGGUCAAACGAGUUCCCGGAGAUGGAGGCAGGAGAGACUGCUCCCGGCUCCUACUUCGGCAGCUCCCAGCAGAGGGCUUGUGCUCCCAGAGUCUAUUUUGCAGAAAAUCUCUUCAGUGAUGAAACUCUUGCCAAUGGCUUUCAUUCCUGUGACAGUGACGAGGAUGACCGUGCCUCUCAUGCAAGCUCCAGUGACUGGACUCCCAGACCUAGAACAGGUCCUUACACAUUUGUGCAGCAACAUCUCAUGAUCGGCACAGAUCCUCGGACGAUCCUGAAGGAUCUGCUGCCAGAAACAAUCCCACCACCUGAGCUAGAUGAUAUGACUCUCUGGCAGAUUGUUAUCAACAUCCUUUCAGAACCACCAAAAAGGAAAAAGAGAAAAGAUAUUAAUACAAUUGAGGAUGCUGUGAAGUUAUUGCAGGAGUGCAAAAAGAUCAUUGUUCUCACUGGAGCUGGGGUAUCUGUUUCCUGUGGAAUACCUGACUUCAGAUCAAGAGAUGGUAUUUAUGCUCGACUGGCAGUAGAUUUUCCCGACCUCCCUGAUCCUCAAGCAAUGUUUGACAUUGAAUAUUUCAGAAAGGAUCCAAGACCAUUUUUCAAGUUUGCAAAGGAAAUCUAUCCUGGGCAAUUCCAGCCAUCUCUCUGCCAUAAAUUUAUAGCCUUGUCGGAUAAAGAAGGAAAACUACUUCGAAACUACACUCAGAACAUAGAUACACUGGAACAAGUUGCGGGGAUACAGAGGAUAAUUCAGUGUCAUGGUUCCUUUGCAACAGCUUCUUGCUUGAUUUGUAAAUACAAGGUGGAUUCUGAAGCUGUACGUGAAGAUAUAUUUAAUCAGGUGGUUCCUCGCUGUCCCCGGUGUCCUGCCGAUGAGCCACUUGCCAUCAUGAAGCCAGAGAUUGUAUUCUUUGGGGAAAACUUACCAGAGCAGUUUCACAGAGCCAUGAAGUAUGACAAGGAUGAAGUCGAUCUCCUCAUUGUUAUUGGGUCUUCCCUGAAAGUAAGACCAGUAGCGCUGAUUCCGAGUUCCAUUCCCCACGAAGUGCCUCAGAUCCUGAUCAACAGGGAACCCCUGCCUCACCUGCACUUUGACGUCGAGCUUCUGGGGGACUGUGACGUCAUCAUCCACGAGCUCUGCCAGCGGCUGGGCGGCGAGUACGCCCGGCUCUGCCCCAGCCCGACGAGGCUUUCGGAGAUCACGGAGAAGCCCCCGCGGCCCCAGAGGGAGCCGGGCGCCCGCUGGCUGGCGCUGCCGCCCACCCCCCUCAACGUCUCCGAAGACUCUAGUUCCCCCGGCAGAACUUCCCCGCCAGACUCUUGGGCGGGCGACAGGAGGGCCGGGGAGCCCGACGACGGGGCCACCUCCCGGGGGGGCUGCCGAGCGGAGAAGCCGCCGCCGGAGGGCCGAGUGCCUUCGGGGCCCCCCGCGAGUAUCACAGAGCAGCUGGAGGAGGCCGGAGCCAACGGUGGGGAGAAAAACGAAAGAACUCACGUUGUGGAGACCCUGAGGAAGUGCUGGCCCAACCGGCUCGCCAAAGAGCAGAUCAGUAAGCGGCUCGACGGUAACCAGUACCUCUUUUUACCACCAAAUCGCUAUAUUUUUCAUGGCGCCGAGGUGUACUCGGACUCUGAAGACGACGUCCUGUCCUCCAGCUCUUGUGGCAGCAACAGCGACAGCGGCACGUGCCGGAGCCCCAGCCUCGAGGAGCCCAUGGAGGACGAGAGCGAGAUGGAGGAAUUCUACAACGGCCUGGAGGAGGACGCCGACGCUCCGGACAGAGGCGGCCCCGGCUGCGGCUGCGAGAAAGACGACCAGCGCGCGGCCAGCGAAGCCGCGUCCGGCAAGGACGAGGCCGCCGCCGUCGACCAUUCGUCCAGCAGGUUAUAAUGUCAUCUCGGCCCGGGGACGGGAACUUUUCCACCAGCAUUAGGAACUUUGGCAUGUCAGAAUGAAUGUUUACUUCUGAACUGGAGAGCGAGGAAAACCGCGAGCGAGUGGCGUUUAGAGACAGUGAAGCCAGAUUCUCAUGUCUAAUUUUUACUUUUUCAGUGAUUCUAUAACUGUACGCUCAACACUAACUUUUUUAAAAGGAAGGUAAGGUACUAAGUAUCUUUAGUCAGCUGUUCGUCACUAUGCUCACUUUUCCCAAGAUUCAGUUUGUGUGAUGAUGCAUCCGUAUGUAUAUAUCGUUUUUUGGAUUUUGGGGGGGAAGGGGGUGCCUAGUGAAUUUCAGCAUUUUAAAGUUUUCCAAAAGCCAUUGGAUGUUAAAUUAAUAUAAAGGGAACAGCUAAUCUAGACCAAAGACUGGUAUUUUUCUCACCGUUUUUCUUUCUAACAUUUUGAAUGGUUGUUUCACACCUUC
This is a messenger RNA of Gracilinanus agilis (Agile Gracile Mouse Opossum), 2602 nucleotides long. RefSeq names its product sirtuin 1 (gene SIRT1). The coding region runs from base 1 to 2127 and encodes 708 amino acids. The record is from RefSeq and is a predicted model, not a curated record. Lineage: Eukaryota; Metazoa; Chordata; Mammalia; Didelphimorphia; Didelphidae. The transcript is spliced from 10 exons. Gene Ontology annotation, molecular function: NAD+ binding.